Messenger RNA from Pieris macdunnoughi, 2193 nucleotides. The record is from the annotation of a GenBank genome assembly. NCBI's taxonomy places the organism in Eukaryota, Metazoa, Arthropoda, Insecta, Lepidoptera, Pieridae.
AUGCUGCGCCAACCGCUGUCUAGGGCGCUUGCAUUGAGCUCCUCAAGCCGCAUUACACCCCUGGGAGUUCGAAGAUAUGCAGAGGCACUGGCUCAACCUGAAAAGGUUGAAGUAUUCAUUGAUGAUAAACCCGUUUAUGUGCCACCAGGCACCACAGUGUUACAAGCUGCAGCAAUGGUUGGUGUAGAAAUUCCUCGUUUUUGCUAUCAUGAGAGAUUGGCUGUUGCUGGCAACUGUCGUAUGUGUUUGGUUGAAGUGGAAAAAUCUCCUAAGCCUGUAGCAGCAUGUGCAAUGCCUGUCAUGAAGGGAAUGAGGGUCAAGACUACAUCUGAUCUAACCAAGAAGGCUAGGGAGGGUGUAAUGGAAUUUCUUCUUGUUAAUCACCCAUUAGAUUGCCCUAUUUGUGAUCAGGGAGGCGAAUGUGAUCUUCAGGAUCAGUCUAUGGCAUUUGGCUCUGACAAGAGUCGUUUCACUGACAUUCAUUUUUCUGGGAAGAGGGCUGUUGAAGAUAAAGAUGUUGGUCCCUUGAUUAAAACAAUCAUGACACGUUGCAUACAUUGCACACGGUGUAUUCGUUUUGCCUCAGAAGUGGCUGGUGUGGACGACUUUGGAACAACAGGGCGUGGUACAGACAUGCAGGUUGGCACAUAUGUAGAGAAAAUGUUCUUGUCAGAGCUUUCAGGAAAUAUUAUAGACCUGUGUCCGGUUGGUGCUUUGACAUCAAAACCAUACAGUUUUGCAGCUAGGCCUUGGGAAACUAGAAGAAUUGAUUCAGUGGAUGUUCUAGACCCACUGGGUAGUAACAUCGUAGUUGCGACACGAACCAACGAAGUAUUACGUAUUUUACCAAGGACCAAUGAGGAAAUUAAUGAGGAGUGGCUAUCAGACAAGUCAAGAUUUGCCUGCGAUGGCUUAAAGAGGCAAAGGCUGGUAACCCCAAUGGUAGCUGACAGCCGUGGUAAUUUGACCCCUGUUGAAUGGGAAGAUGCUAUUGUAGCAGCUGCGCAUGCUAUCAGAGACUGCCCACCUAAUAAGUUGGUAGCGAUAGCUGGUGAAUUGGCAGAUGCAGAAUCACUAGUGGCCCUGAAAGACUUGGUGAACAGAUUGGGCGGAGAGAACGUUUGUACGGAGCAAUAUUUCCCCAUGGAAGGGUCUGGUACCGAUUUGCGCUCGUCCUAUCUGCUAAACACUAAAAUAGCCAAUGUGGAAGACGCAGACUUUGUGCUACUUAUUGGAACAAACGUACGGUUCGAAGCACCGCUCCUGAACGCACGUAUACGUAAGGCGUUUAUACACAAGGAGACCGAUGUCGCAUACAUUGGCCCCAAAGUUGACCUUACUUAUGAAUACACGCAUGUCGGCGACUCAGCCUCUAUUGUUAAAGACUUAGCGACCGGUUCCUCGAAUCAUGAGGUACUUAAACGGCUGCAAUCCGCUAAAAGACCAGUGGUAAUUCUUGGAGCUGAUCAGCUGAAGACUUCUGAAGGAUCAGCGCUUCUGGCCUUCACUCAGGAACUUGCUUUGCGAUUGCAAGAUCAGCUCGAAGAUAAGGAAUGGAAGGUCCUGAACGUCCUUCAAAGAACUGCUUCGCAAGUUGCAGCUUUGGACGUUGGUUACAAACCAGGUGUUGGAGCGAUUCUGCAAGAUGGACCAAAGGUUGUCUACCUACUGGGAGCUGAUGCAGGAGUCGUCACUCGGGAGUCUUUGCCUAAAGACUGUGUUGUUAUUUAUCAAGGUCAUCACGGUGACGCGGGUGCGUCCAUUGCGGACGUGGUAUUCCCGGGUGCAGCGUACACUGAGAAACGGGGAACGUACGUGAACGCCGAAGGACGGGCGCAGCAGACCCUGCCCGCUGUUACUCCCCCGGGCAAGGCUAGGGAGGACUGGAAGAUUUUACGGGCGCUUUCGGAAGUAUUGGGAGCUCGUCUGCCUUAUGAUACCUUAGACGAAGUCCGUGAUAGAAUGGCUGAGAUAAGUCCGUCUCUCGUCGCGUAUGGAGAUGUCCAGAAUAACAAUUACUUUGCCCAGGCUAGAGUGUUAGCACAGAGUUUACAGAAACCGGUCUCUGGAAAAUUGGACGUCCAGUUAAAGCAAUUAGAAGAUUUCUUCAUGACAGACGCAAUUAGCCGCGCCUCGCCCACUAUGGCCAAGUGCGUUCAGGCCGUACUUAAACAGAAACAAUCUCCAUACUAA